This is a messenger RNA of Maylandia zebra (zebra mbuna), 1185 nucleotides long. The record is from RefSeq and is a predicted model, not a curated record. Lineage: Eukaryota; Metazoa; Chordata; Actinopteri; Cichliformes; Cichlidae.
UAUAGUGAAGUAGGUGACUAAGUAAAGACAGAGCAGCUGGAGUGUGCAGGAGCAGGAAAACUUGCUGAUAGAGGAUUCUGAUGUUUUCAGAUAUAUGCGCUGCAACCCAACAAAUCUUAAGAAAAAACAUGCAUAAGAACUCCAUCAUGCAUGUGUUUUGGAUCUGCCUGGUGCUGUGUACGGGUCCAUUGUUGUGUAUAAAUGACAUCGAGUAUGAAAGAAUCUAUGAAGACAGCUAUGACAAUGAGAUCCCCCUGGACCAGCAGGAGGGUGAGUCUCCAACUGCAGCAUGCCAAACAGAUUUCUCCCGCUGGGAUAAACUUUUUAUCGCUCUAGAGGACUCCAACAUGAGACAAAACAUGCUGCUGGAAUCUGUGGAGCAGUGCUGCGGGGGAACGGCGUCUCUUAAGACCCAACUGGAGAAGCUGACGAAGGGGAUGUGUCAGCAGUGUGCACCCAGCUUGGAAGCAGCUUGCAGGGUACAUGCAGAGCAGGCAAGUCUUAGGCUGCAAAAGAGUUUGGUGGAUCUCAGGGAUGAGGAGGAAGAGAGGGAAAGAAGAUUAAAUGCAACCUUGCGGAUGCUCCUACAUGGUAGGCACCAGGACGAUGCUUGGCUGAAGAGGCUAGAAGAAAUCAUUUCAUCUGCAUCUGCUGACAGCAGCAUGAGAGACCAGCCAACACCAACACCUGACGGUUUGGGAAUGAAGCUCUUCACAUCUGGCCUGAAGGAGCAGGAAGUGACCUCGCCGGUGAACAUAGUCACCAUGGAAAGUGCUCUGGCUGCCAUAGCAACAGAGCUUCAGAGGAUUCAUAAGCAGCUGAACAAAGUGAUAGAGCAGGUAGGCACGCUGGGAAAGGGCAGAGGAGACACAUGAAUUGCCCAAAGGAAAAAUAAAUAGUAAAAGCUUGACUGGAAAACUCCUAUUGCAGAUGAUGAUUUUGCACAUGUUGUUUGUAUUUCUACCGCUCUGCCUUUUUAUAAAGCCUCUGUUACACAUGAGAUCGUUUUUGUCUGGUGACAAUGAGUUUCAAUGUACCAUAAAUGUCAUGGGUUUGCUAUAAUGAAUAAAAAUUAACUAAACAACUGAGUCAGCCUCGUGGAAAGGUUUCCUCCCUCCUCCCACACAGUGUCACUUAAUUUUAAACUGUGUAUUUAUGUUCACGUCCAUGCCCACUCUUUCAUUA